Molecule: messenger RNA, 1347 nt
Organism: Penicillium salamii
Lineage: Eukaryota; Fungi; Ascomycota; Eurotiomycetes; Eurotiales; Aspergillaceae
Source: the annotation of a GenBank genome assembly
AUGUAUCACGUAACCAUGGAACAGACCCGAGCCUCAUUCCACCCGAAACCUUGGAGCACAUGGGGUUCGUCCACUUUUGUUUUCUCACGGCUUCAUCCCACAUACCUGGCAGUUUUGGUUAUGUCGCAGCUUCAACAAUGUCGUCUCGGCGCCUCACUCUUGAUACCCCUCAUCGGUAUGGUGACGGGGGCUUUGGGGUGGAACAGUGCCGCAACUUUCAUGUUUAACACGGCUGCUCUGGUUCCACUGGGGUCGUGGAUCAAUCGAUCAGUCGAUUCUCUAUCUGUGGAUGGGAUCAAGGUGGUAAAUGAGCUUUUGAAGUCGACUUUGGGUAACUCGGUGGAAUUGAUGGUUGGAAUCAAUGCCGUCGUGCAGCGACGGCCACAUAUAUCCCAAUCUGUGAUCCUGGGUGGUGUUCUCAGCAAUCUACUCCUGGUGCGUUUUGUCAUGAUAAACACCUGGGCAGCCAAUCGUCCAUUACAAUGUACUGAUAUCAGAACUAUACAGGUACUCGGGGGCACUCUGUUCUAUUCCGGAUAUGACCAGAAGCGACUACGGUUCGAUAAACACCUUACGACAGUCCUCUCCUCCUUGAUGAUGGUCGUUUUCAUCCUCCUCGCCAUUCCAACCAUCAUGGACGUCUUCCCCUCGCCCGAGACCACAAAUGACGAGAUACUUUACACGCAGCGGAUAAUAUCCGUGGUAUUGAUCACCCUUCUUCUCACAUUUCUCUUCUUCCGUCUCAAAACCCACGCAAGAAUGUUCGCCAGUACCCCAUUCAGUCAACAACCCCGCAGCCGCCACCAACACCGCCAGAGUCAAAUCAUCGACGCACAAAUACCACGACCAUACAUCGCAAAAGGACCGGCAGCUCUCAUCCUACUUGCUGCAUCUGCAUCUGCAUUCAUAUGCACCCGCCACAUAGUCGGUAACUUGAGUGAUCUGGCCGCGAUGACAGGAACAAACCAAUCUUUCCUGGCUGUUACGCUUAUCCCAUUACUUGGAAACUCGGCCAAGUAUUCCUCCAUCAUCACUGGGUCUAGGGUAUAUGGCCAGGUUGAACUUGGCAUCAGGGCAGUGAUCAACACCGUCUUGCGGGUGACUAUGCUUAUUGCGCCACUUUUGGUUCUUGUCGGAUGGGUAUUUGAUCGACCACUGGUUAUGAGACUCGAUGGGUUCGAGGCUACGACACUUUUGUUGAGUGUUGUUGUUAUGACCUAUCUUAUUUCAGAUGGGCGGGGUAAUUACUUUGAGGGGCUGAUGCUUAUUGGAACGUACUGCAUUAUUAUGGUUUCGUUCUUUGUUCGGCCAGAGGUACCGGCUAAUGUAAUCUUUUUAGGAUCUUAG